This is a messenger RNA of Fragaria vesca subsp. vesca, 1503 nucleotides long. RefSeq lists its product as uncharacterized. The coding region runs from base 1 to 1503 and encodes 500 amino acids. NCBI's taxonomy places the organism in Eukaryota, Viridiplantae, Streptophyta, Magnoliopsida, Rosales, Rosaceae. The transcript has a single exon. The record is from RefSeq and is a predicted model, not a curated record.
AUGAAUAUGCUACAUGAUGUUUUCCCGUAUGCUUCAAGAUAUGAAGAAGAGGCAAUUGAUGAUGAUGCCCCCAAUGUCAAUGAGCCAGUUGACAUGUCUAAUUAUGAGAAGUAUAGCAGGCUUCUCGAACAAGCACAGACACCAGUGUAUGAAGACUGUCCAGUUUCAGUUUUGAGUGCCAUCAUGUCACAGAUGCAUUUGAAAGUAAAGCACAGAACGAGUAAUGGACAUUAUGGAGACUAUUCAAAGUUUAUCAAAACUUUGCUUCCUCCUAUAAAUAGACUUCCUGAGAGUCAGUAUAAGACAAAAAAGAUCUUGGGCGACCUCGGCCUUGAUUGUGUGAAGAUCCAUGCCUGUAAGAAUAAUUGCGGGCUAUUUUACGGAGAUUACAAGGAUGCUAUCUACUGUCCCAUUUGCAAUGGGCCGAGGUAUGAUGAGGAUGCUUCUUCAGAUAAAGGGAAACCUGUUCCUGUGAAGGUUCUUCGUUAUUUCUCGUUAACUCCGAGAUUGCAGCGUCUGUACAUGUUAUCAAAGACUGCAGAGGAGAUGAGAUGGCACAGUCUUCCUAGGGAAGAUGACGGUGUUUUGAGACACCCCUCAGAUGGGGAGGCUUGGAAAUCUUUUGACGCAUCAUUUCCUGAUUUUGCGGAAGACGUUCGAAAUGUAAGGUUCGGACUAACAACAGACGGGUUCAAUCCUAGCGGCAAUAUGACUCUGUCUCAUAGCAUUUGGCCUGUUAUUUUAAUGCCGUACAACUUACCACCGUGGAUGUGUAUGAAGAAGGAAUAUAAUUUUCUGGUAUUGUUAAUUCCAGGUCCCAAUUCUUCGGGAAAGUGUCUAGAUGUGUAUUUGAGACCGUUGAUUGAUGAGCUAAAAGAAUUAUGGGAAAAUGGAAUCCCCACUUUUGACAGACAUAGUAAAACUUCAUUUAGGAUGAGAACAGUCGUGAUGUGGACGAUUAGCAACUUUCCUGGCUACGGUAUGUUAUCUUCUCAUACCACUCAAGGGUACAAGGCUUGUCCCAUCUGCUUAGAGAACGUUGAUGCUAGUCGUCACGCGGACAGGAUUAUUUACCUGGUUCACCGUAGAUGGCUUCCAAUGAAUCAUGAAUGGCGGCUUGAUGCAGAUGCAUUCGAUGGCAGGGAAGAGCAUCGUGAACCACCCCCUAUUCAGUCUAGGGAUGAAAUUUUAUACAAGUUGAACUCUUUUGAUUUUGGAUAUUUGAGUAGUGAUAAAGAUGUCUUGGCCCAAAAUCUUGUGCGUCCUGCUGCACUUGACAAUUGGCAUCAUAAGAGUAUUUUCUUUGAAUUACCUUACCGGUCCACUUUGAGAAUUAGACACAACCUAGAUGUCAUGCACAUAGAAAAGAAUGUUUGUGACAACGUGGUGGGAACAAUUCUCGACAUUAAAGACAAGACAAAAGACAGUAUCAAAGCUCGGGAUGAUUUGCAAAAGAUGGGCUUACGACGUCACUUAUGGGUAAAAAGGACGGCGUCAAGAUAA